AUGAUCGGGUGGGGCGACGUGUACAAGGUGGUGGCGGCGACGGUGCCGCUCUACUUCGCGCUGUUCCUGGGCUACGGCUCCGUGCGGUGGUGGCGCAUCUUCACGCGGGAGCAGUGCGACGCCGUGAACCGGCUGGUGGCCUUCUUCGCGCUGCCCUUCUUCACCUUCGAGUUCACGCUGCACACGGACCCGUUCCAGGUGAACUACCGCGCCGUCGCCGCCGACGUCAUCUCCAAGGCCGUCAUCGUCGGUGUCAUCGCCUGUUGGGCCGCCAGGGUCACCUCCGCGGGCAAAGGUGCCGGUGGCGGCGGCUGGGCCGGCUGCGCCGUCGGCUGGUCCAUCACUGGCUUCUCGCUGUCAACGCUCACCAACUCCCUCGUCGUCGGCGUGCCCAUGGCCAGGGCCAUGUACGGCGAGUGGGCGCAGCAGCUCGUCGUCCAGCUCUCCGUCUUCCAGGCCAUCGUCUGGCUCACGCUCCUCCUCUUCGUGCUCGAGAUCAGGAAGGCCGCCAUCGGCAUGUACGUCGACGUGCCGGACUCGCCGGUUAAGGACGUCGAGGCCGCCGACCCCGCCGCCUCUGCUGCCACCGUCGUCGUGGUCCCUGUCAUCGCCAGCGACAAGCCCUCGCUCUGGGCGCUCGUCAAGGUGGUGGCGCACAAGCUGUCGCGCAACCCCAACACGUACGCCAGCUUCGUCGGCAUCACCUGGGCCUGCGUUGCCAACAGGCUGCACAUCGAGCUGCCCAGCGCCUUCGAGGGAUCGGUGCUCAUCAUGUCAAAGUCGGGCACAGGAAUGGCCAUGUUCAGCAUGGGGUUGUUCAUGGCGCAGCAGGAGAAGGUGCUGGCGUGCGGGCCCAGCUUCGCGGCGCUGGGCCUCGUGCUCAAGUUCGCGCUCGGCCCGGCCGCCAUGGCCAUCGGCUCCAUCGCCGUCGGCCUCCGCGGCGACGUCCUCCGCGUUGCCAUCAUACAGGCUGCACUACCUCAAUCCAUCACAUCAUUUAUAUUUGCAAAAGAAUAUGGGUUGCACGCUGAUGUUCUUAGUACUGCGGUUAUUUUUGGGAUGCUUGUCUCCUUGCCGUUGCUAGUUGGAUUUUAUAUCAUUUUAGAGCUAAUUAGGUAG
Miscanthus lutarioriparius is the source of this 1119-nucleotide messenger RNA. The record is from the annotation of a GenBank genome assembly. Lineage: Eukaryota; Viridiplantae; Streptophyta; Magnoliopsida; Poales; Poaceae.